Messenger RNA from Labrus bergylta (ballan wrasse), 4033 nucleotides. RefSeq names its product telomerase reverse transcriptase (gene tert). Gene Ontology annotation, molecular function: telomeric repeat DNA binding; telomerase RNA binding. The record is from RefSeq and is a predicted model, not a curated record. Gene Ontology annotation, cellular component: telomerase catalytic core complex. NCBI's taxonomy places the organism in Eukaryota, Metazoa, Chordata, Actinopteri, Labriformes, Labridae. Gene Ontology annotation, biological process: telomere maintenance via telomerase.
CACACUGCCUAAAAUAUCCUUCGUGACGUGGACUGAACUGUAGCACAGCAGGUCAUGCGGUCAAUAUGUCCACAAGCGAUAUGUCCCGUACGCUGGACAUCCUCCGGUUGCUGUAUCAGCACACACAGACACUUGAAGAGUUUGUGAAAGGCAUUGUGUUCAGAGAGGGACAGAGAAUAGUGCUUAUUGAACAGUCCGACCAAAACCGCUUUAAGUCUUUCGUGCAGGGUAUUUUUGUAUGCUUUGACAAGGAACUACAGCAAGUACCAAGCUGCAACCAGAUUUGUACUCUGCCUGAACUUCUGGCCUUCCUGCUUAACACCCUCAAAAGAAAAAGAAAGAGGAACGUCUUGGCCCAUGGCUACAAUCUGCUGUCCCUGGCUCAGGAGGAGCGGGAUGCAGACCACUUCAAAUUCCAAGGAGAUAUCACACAAAGCGCUGCUUACAUCCAUGGAAGUGACCUGUGGAGAAAAGUCUGCACGCGUCUCGGCACAGACAUCACACGCUACCUGUUGGAGAGCUGUUCUGUGUUUGUGGCUGUCCCUCCAUCAUGUCUUUUCCAGGUAUGCGGUGGUCCUGUCUAUGACAGAGUAUCGAUGACUACUGCGUCCACCGGGUUUAACCUUCAACCUCGGUCCAAAAGACACCACAGAGCUCAUUUGAGAAGGAAUGCAGGUGCAGGGAUUUUGAAAAGGAGCCAGGAAAUUCAGAAUCCUAGUCGCGGAAAGAAAAGGAGCGAUAGGGAUAUGAGGAUAAAGAACAGGAAAAGAAAGAGAGAAAUUGAGGAGCGUGAUGAGGAGGGAGUUAUGCCUCCUUCAGCAAAGAAGAGACAGAUAGAACAGCAAGGACCCACGAAUGAAAGCCAACAGGUUUGCUUUAAAACAUUAGAGAAACAGCAGCCAGAGUCAGUGGAACCAACACUGUUAACGAAGCCUUCAGAAAAUAGUUUGACAGGUUCCAAACAGCAUGCUGAAACGCAGCCAACCACACUGCCCUUGGAAGGAGGACCCAGCUGGAGAUCGGGGAUUCCCCCCCCUCCUUCUCCUUCACAGUGUUUGAUCCGCACUCUUGGAUUCCUGUAUGGGGGAAAGGGGAUACGCGGCUUCCUUCUCAAUAGGAAGAAGAAGAGUGCUAAUGGAGGCAAAAGGCUUCAGGGGCAAGAUUUGGUAAGAAUAGUCUUUUUUGAAGGACUGCCUUAUCUGAACGGCCUGGAAAGAAAGCCAAAGAAACUCCCCAGACGCUUUUUUAACAUGGUCCCCCUGUUCAGCCAGGUGUUGCGUCAACACAGGAAAUGUCCCUACAGCAGAAUACUGCAGCGGAUGUGCCCGGCGGUUGAGGUGACUGAUGCAGGACAAGGGAAGCUAAGCUCCUUCUUGCCUCAGCACUGCGCGCCUCACAGGGUCUACAUGUUUGUGAGAGAAUGCCUCUCCGCUGUGAUCCCUCAGGAGCUGUGGGGCUCUGACCACAACCGACUUCAUUUCUAUAGCAGAGUCAGGAGCUUCCUGCGCAGUGGCAAGUUUGAGAGGCUCUCGUUGGCUGAGCUGAUGUGGAAGAUGAAGGUGAAUGACUGUGAUUGGUUGAAGAUCAGUAAAACGGGCAGGAUCCCGCCCAGUGAGCUCUCAUACCGCACACAGAUCCUGGGCCAGUUCCUGGCAUGGCUUCUGGACGGUUAUGUAGUCGGCCUGGUUCGAGCCUGUUUCUAUGCCACUGAGAGUGUGGGUCAGAAAAAUUCCAUCCGGUUUUACAGACAGGAAGCCUGGGCAAAACUGCAAGACUUGGCCUUCAGGGGUCACCUUUCCAAGGGUCAGAUGGAGGAGUUGACUCCAGCUCAGGUGGCAGCCCUCCCCAAAUCCACCGUCAUCUCCCGCCUCCGCUUCAUCCCCAAGACAGACGGCAUGAGGCCUAUCACACGAGUCAUGGGAGCAGACGCCAAAACCAGGCUCUACCAGGUGCGUGUUAGAGACUUGUUAGACAUGCUGCAUGCCUGUGUGCGCUCCACUCCUUCCCUCCUGGGCUCCACAGUGUGGGGGGUGACAGAUAUUCACAAGGUGAUGCGCUCUGUAGCUCCGGCCCAGAAGGAGAAGCCACAACCACUUUACUUUGUUAAGGUAGAUGUGAGUGGAGCCUUUGAGAGUCUGCCUCAUGAAAAACUCAUUGAGGUGAUCGGCCAGGCUCUUUCCCCCGUCCAAGAUGAACUCUUCACCAUCCGCCGCUAUGCCAGGAUCUGGGCCGAUUCCCAUGAGGGCUUGAAAAAGUCCUUUUCUAGACAGGCAGAUUUUCUGGAUGACAACAUGGGAUCUACCAACAUGAAAGGCUUUGUGAUGUCACUGCAGAAAAGCAGCAGAGUUCACCACGCCAUACUGGUAGAGCAGCAUUUCAACUCAGAUCUUCAUGGCAGAGAAGCCGUGCAGUUCUUCACCCAAAUGCUAACUGGCAGUGUUGUUCAGUUUGGGAAGAAAACAUACCGACAGUGCAGAGGGAUUCCUCAGGGCUCUGUCGUGUCCAGUCUGCUCUGCUGCAUGUGCUAUGGCCACAUGGAGAACAGUCUGUUCAAAGACAUCACUGGAAAGAAAGGAUGUUUAAUAAGGAUGGUAGAUGACUUCCUUCUGAUAACACCAGACUUACAUGAAGCUCAAGCCUUUCUCAGGGUCUUGCUGGCCGGGGUACCACAGUAUGGUCUGGUGGUCAACCCCCAGAAGGUUGCAGUCAACUUCCAGGUGUCAGGGACUGUGGACUCUUGUCCCGACAUCCGUGUGCUCCCCCCUCGCUGCCUCUUCCCCUGGUGUGGACUGCUACUUGACACCCACUCACUGGAUGUCUACAAAGAUUAUUCAAGCUAUGCAGGUCUGUCUUUGCGCUACAGUCUUACCCUGGGCUCUGUCCACUCAGCUGGACAGCAAAUGAGGAGGAAGCUGAUGUCUAUCCUCAGACUCAAGUUCCAUGCUUUGUUCUUGGACCUGAAGACCAAUUCUCUCCAGGCGGUCUACAAGAACAUCUACGAGCUGGUGCUGCUUCAGGCCUGCAGGUUCCAUGUGUGCGCUCUGAGUUUGCCCUUUGGUCAGACCGUUGCCAAGAACCCCAUGUACUUCCUGCAGAUGAUAUGGGACAUGGCCGAGUAUGCAAAUCGUCUCAUCAGGAGCAGCAACAAAGGACUAAGUUUGGGCAGUAAGGCCCAGACCGGCAUUUUGCAGUAUGAAGCAGUGGAGCUGCUGUUCUGUCUUUCCUUCUCCUUGGUGCUGACACCUCACCGUCCUCUAUAUAGGAGUCUCAUCUCACACCUGCACAAACGUAUGUAACCCUCAUGUGUAACAACAUUACACAAGAACUAUCCUAUGGAAGCACAAUUGUAAUGAAAUCUUCAUUUUAUUAAUAAUAAAGUUUAUAUAGCAUAUUUUAUAUGAAAGAAAUGCAAUAGGCUGUAGAAUAGAAAUUGCAUCAUUUAAAAACACAGCAGAAUAUAUUCUUACAUGUGUAUAAAUACUUAAAAAAGGUCAAAGAAUGUAUCCAAGAAAAGGCUGCAGAAAUUAGAUGUAUUAAUCAUCAGCUUUUAAACUUGCCAGGAACGCCACUGAUCUUUAAAAAAGGACUUUGUGAGAGAUAGUGACAACCAAACAGGUUUAGGGACGCCAUGAUCUUCCAGGAACACAAACACAGUUAUUGCAAUCACUUAAUUUGAGUUUACUGGUAUCAAAAACAUUCAAGUGAAGAAAUGUUAAAGGACAAUAAAUAGGAACAUCUUUGAAUCGGUCAUCCUCUUGGCAGGGAAGCGCAGUCUGGAGCGGCGUUUGGGGGACCUGAGGCUAGCCAGGGUCCGACAGGCGACCCAUCCCAGGAUCCCGGAGGAUUUCUUUGCCAUCCUGGUGUAGAUCAACAGCUUGAUCCAAAAAAAAACAUCUCGCAACAACACAACUGCAAAAACUCUCUUCAGCCCUGAGUUAUUGGUAAGCAGUUCAGCUUUGUGCCCAGAAUGUGUAUGUUGUGAGAUUUAAUCUGUUUUUUUUCUCUCUCUCUCUCCCCAAAAAAAAAAAAAAAA